Molecule: messenger RNA, 1774 nt
Organism: Acanthopagrus latus (yellowfin seabream)
Lineage: Eukaryota; Metazoa; Chordata; Actinopteri; Spariformes; Sparidae
Gene: admb
Product: adrenomedullin b
Exons: 4
Coding region: 114-638 (174 amino acids)
Biological process (GO): adenylate cyclase-activating G protein-coupled receptor signaling pathway; regulation of systemic arterial blood pressure; positive regulation of heart rate
Cellular component (GO): extracellular region
Molecular function (GO): hormone activity; adrenomedullin receptor binding
Source: RefSeq, a predicted model, not a curated record
GGUAAACUCUUUACAGCACUUGAAACAACACCCCAACUCUUCGUAAAUAGUAUACAGCAUAUUUGGAUGUGCAUCAUAAAUUCUCUACAUCACAGUAAGAGCUACCAGCCAAAAUGAGAUUAGCCCUGCAAACUGUCAUCUGCUGCUGUGUUUUCACCACUGUCCUGCCACUGGUGAAAGGUGCCACAGAGGAUCUCAACACUGGCCUGAAAAAAAGGUUUAGAGUAUGGAUGCAGAGCCGUAUGAAGAGAGACCUGAGCAACAACUUAAUGACAGCCCGUGAGCAGCACCCUGACAUCCAUGUCGAACAACACCAGGAUGGGAAUGAAAAAAUUGUCGCACCUCCGUCAAGCUUUGGAGUUAAAAUCAGAGCCAAAAGGUUAACAUCAUCCAAAUCAUCUGGCUGUGCCCUGGUCACAUGUGCAUACCAGGACCUGCUGCACCGACUGAGCAAGUAUAACAACAGGAACACAGACACCAAUGCCCCCGAGAACAAAAUUGGUUCAAAAGGCUACGGACGCCGACGCCGCUCACUCCAGGAUGUCAUUCAACUUGUUCUCCAGACAGGAAGACAAAGACGGAGCACUGAAGCUGGUCAGCAACUCUGCAGUCACAAAUGCCCAGGCACAGUGGCUUAAGACAGGAAUGGAAAGGCAAAGGAGAAUCCUUGUUGGGUUAUUUGCUCACCGCAGAUGAAGAUAAGUCCCCUCAGAGGUUUGAUUCCACAGAUUUACAACUAGAUGUACAGCAAAAAAGACUGCUACAUCUGUACAGUCCUUCACAGGAAGACUUGCUCAGGUCACUCUGGAUGAAAGCAAGAUUCCAAUAACAGAUACUGUUUGUUCAUGCUUAGGCACAGGUUUCAGUUUGUCUGAACAAGUGUAUGAUUUAUGGAUGAAUUCAGGUCAGGUCUGUGCGACUUGACAAGAAUAUGUGUUUCUUCUUCAGCUUCCAAAGACAGUUUGGCAGCUAAUAUAGAAGACAAUCCCUGAAGAUCUUCUCUGACAUACCCGUGAACUGAGGAGGAACUGAGGCUGCGAUGGAGGAGGAUUUUUUUUUUCCUCCAAGAAACUGACAUUACUGGAACCCCAAAACUGCAACAAGCAUGAUCCUUUCACAAGUGAAAUGAAUGUAAUGAACUGCUUGUGAAGUGCAAUUUAUACACUAUUUAGAUAGUUCAAAAUAUGUAACUAUCAGCUUGUAUAUACAGAUAUAUAAAGCUGCCUUAUAUUUAAGCAUAUAACACAGGUAUAUUUUUAUACAACAAAAAUACAUAUAAAACAUGUCUUUUUCAACUUCAGUGAAGUAUAAGUAUCUUAACAGUGCAAGUAAUUAUCUUGUGUAUUCUUGAUAUUAAUUAAGUCUCCUAUGACAGAGUUAUGUGUUAUAUCAAUUGCCAAGACAUUAUUGUGGUGAUUACGCCUGAUUGGAAAAAAUAAUUAUAUUAUUAGAUUUGGUGCAGACAUUUGUCAUACAGUUUUUUGCAGGAGUUAUGGAAAGUGCUUUUGGUAUUUUUGGUAUGAAGUAGAAAGACGGAUGUUCUCAUAAAAGUGUUGUGCUGCCAUCUAGCUUCACUGAGGAGACAUAUAACAAGUACAGGCCAAGUUGUUUCAAAAAUGAAAUGUAGCUUCAACAAAGCACUUCCUGUUGUUAUGCCAAAUGUUUAAUCUUAAAAACCUUUAUCUGCUUCUUCAUUUGAAUGUAAUAAAUCGUAUUCAUAAUUCAGCUGAAAUUACUUGACAUUGUUUUUGAAUUAAAUGAAUUAAUGCAACAA